Pangasianodon hypophthalmus (striped catfish) is the source of this 985-nucleotide messenger RNA. It is a transcript of the gene inf2, whose product is annotated as inverted formin 2. Lineage: Eukaryota; Metazoa; Chordata; Actinopteri; Siluriformes; Pangasiidae. Gene Ontology annotation, molecular function: actin binding; small GTPase binding. The record is from RefSeq and is a predicted model, not a curated record. Gene Ontology annotation, biological process: actin cytoskeleton organization. The coding region runs from base 269 to 985 and encodes 238 amino acids. The transcript has 5 exons.
UGUGUGUGUGUCAGAGAGAGAGAGUGUGUGUGUGGGGGUGUGGGGGUGAGAGAGAGAGAGAUUGUGUGUGUGAGAGAGAGAGAGAGAGAGAGAGAGAGAUAUUGUGUGUGUGUGAGACUACAGUAUGAAUCAUGGGCUCACAUCUGCGCUCCAUCACAGUAGCGAUAUAAACGCGUCUGGAGCUCUCCUGCUGUGAUGUGGAUGUAAGGGGUUAAACACGGUACUGAAACAGAGUUCUUCCUCCAUCAUCAUCUGAAUCGUCUUCAUCAUGUCAGUGAAGUCAGACAGAGUGCAGAAGAAAUGGGCGGUAGUGAAAAGUCACCUGGGCUCAUCUCAGGACUCUGACUCAAGCACACAGGAGGCCAACCUAGAGAAUGCUGAACCCGAGCUGUGCAUCCGCCUGCUGCAGGUGCCCACCGUGGUGAACUACUCAGGCCUGAAAAAGCGGCUGGAGGGCAGUGAUCAGGCAUGGAUGGUACAGUUUCUCGAACUGUCAGGCCUCGACCUGCUGUUGGAGGCCCUGGACCGUCUCUCGGGUCGCGGCUGCUCGCGCAUCACCGAUGCACUGCUCCAGCUCACCUGCGUCAACUGUGUCAAGGCAGUAAUGAACUCAUCCAUAGGGAUCCAUUUCAUCAUGGAAAAUGAGGGUUACGUGCGUAAGCUCUCACAAGCUCUGGAUACAUCCAAUAUCAUGGUGAAGAAGCAGGUGUUUGAGCUGCUGGCUGCCCUCAGCAUGUUUGCUGCAGAAGGAUACACCUUGGCCCUGGACUCUCUGGAUCACUAUAAAGCUGUAAAGAUGCAGCAGUACCGCUUCAGUGUGAUCCUGAAUGAACUGCAGAACACAGAUAAUGUGCACUACAUGGUGACACUGCUGAGCUUCAUCAACGCGCUCAUCUUCAGCACUGAAGACCUGCGCCAAAGGGACAAGAUGCGCAAAGAAUUCAUUGGUUUACAGCUGCUUGACCUCCUGCCGAAGCUGAGGUAA